This is a messenger RNA of Sebastes umbrosus (honeycomb rockfish), 7133 nucleotides long. Its product is annotated as mitogen-activated protein kinase kinase kinase kinase 3-like. The transcript is spliced from 36 exons. Lineage: Eukaryota; Metazoa; Chordata; Actinopteri; Perciformes; Sebastidae. The record is from RefSeq and is a predicted model, not a curated record. Gene Ontology annotation, molecular function: ATP binding; MAP kinase kinase kinase kinase activity. The coding region runs from base 201 to 3281 and encodes 1026 amino acids. Gene Ontology annotation, biological process: protein phosphorylation.
GACUGGAUGUUGGGUACGCCAUGAGAUCCACUGCGCAUGCUCAUUGCGCAGUGGCAGCCAUGUUGGAGCUCCAGUGGACUGAGGCUGGGAUCUUCUGACGCCGUAUGUUUUUAUUAUAAAUCUCUUGUUUCCAUACAUUCUAUUGCGGGGUUUCGUUAAACAAAACAGUCCGCGAUCGGGCGCCGUAACCGGCAGAGGACAUGAUGAACUCCAGCGUGGACCUGUCCCGGAGGAACCCGCAGGAGGACUUCGAGCUGAUCCAGCGGAUAGGAAGCGGCACAUACGGAGAUGUGUACAAGGCUCGCAAUGUAAACACAGGAGAGCUGGCUGCUAUCAAAGUCAUCAAACUGGAACCGGGUGAGGACUUUGCUGUCGUCCAGCAGGAGAUUAUAAUGAUGAAGGACUGCAAACACUCCAACAUCGUAGCCUAUUUUGGCAGUUAUCUCCGGAGAGAUAAGUUAUGGAUCAGUAUGGAGUACUGUGGAGGAGGUUCUCUGCAGGAUAUCUAUCACGUAACUGGGCCUUUGUCAGAGUCACAGAUAGCCUACAUGUCACGGGAGACCCUGCAGGGUUUGUACUACCUACACAAUAAAGGCAAAAUGCACAGAGACAUCAAGGGAGCCAACAUCCUCCUGACAGACAACGGCUACGUUAAACUAGCUGACUUUGGUGUAUCGGCUCAGAUCACAGCGACUCUGGCCAAGAGGAAGUCGUUCAUUGGAACUCCGUACUGGAUGGCUCCCGAGGUAGCAGCAGUGGAGAGGAAAGGAGGUUACAACCAGCUGUGUGAUAUCUGGGCUGUGGGUAUUACUGCAAUAGAGCUGGCUGAACUCCAGCCACCCAUGUUUGACCUGCACCCCAUGAGGGCUCUCUUCUUAAUGACCAAGAGUAAUUUCCAGCCUCCUAAGUUGAAAGAUAAAGUCAAGUGGACAAAUAACUUCCACCAUUUUGUCAAACUAGCACUCACCAAGAACCCAAAGAAGAGGCCCACGGCUGAGAAACUGCUGCAGCACCCUUUUGUGUCCCAGCCUCUCAGCCGGACGCUGGCGAUAGAACUGCUGGACAAAUCCAACAACCCCGACCACAGCACCUUCAACGACUUUGAUGAUGACGACCCUGAACCAGAGUUUAAGUACAGGGGUCAUUUCCUACCCAUAAGCCCCGGUGCUCGGCGUGCACCUCGUUUCGCGGCCCGUAGGAAGUCUCCGGUCUCUGUUCCUCACCGUAUUCGCUCCACCAGCAGGAGCGCCAGAGAGGGAAAGACGCUGUCAGAGAUUAACUUUGGCCAGGUGAAGUUUGACCCUCCACUGAGAAAGGAGACAGAACCUCAUCAUGAACCGUGUGAAUCUGAGCCCUAUCUGGACUGUGUUGAGGAGCUCUACUAUACCGCGAGAUCUAAUCUGGACCUGCAGUUGGAGUACGGACACGAUUCACCAAGUCUAAUGGGAGGAAACAAGAGUCUUCUCAAAUCUGUGGAGGAGGAGCUGAAGCAGAGGGGCCAUGUGGCACACUUAGGGGAUGAUGAUGAUGAGGAUGAUGAUGGUGCAGAUGAUGAUGAAACUCACACUCAUAAAUCGAGCACUAUCAUGAGGCCAAAGGUCCCACCUCCUCUUCCUCCCAAGCCCAAGUCGAUCUGCUCGUCCCAACAACCGCAGCAGCCGCACCUGCAGAAACACGACGACAGCCAAUCACACAGCGAGGACGACGGCGGAGGGGGAGGGACCAUCAAACGCUGUCCGGUCCCGCAGACCGCGAGCCCCGCCAAGGCCGCCUCCAACGUCCCCCCGCGGCCCCCCCCCCCGAAGCUGCCGCCCCACCGCCGCAGUAGCCUAGGUAACGAGAGCCCGAAGCACGCGGACGUCGAAACCUCUGCCCCAGAGGAUGAUGGGAGCUUUAGGCAUUUCUGGGAGUGGCUCCACACGCCUCACACAGAGGAAGAGCUGGAGGAGGCGUGGGAGGUGCUGAAGGAGGUGAAAGAUGAGCAGGAAAAAGAGGAGGAAAAGGAAGCGAGUAACGGGCUGAACACAGCUCCACCUGGAGGAGGAGGAGGAGAGAGGGAGAGUCCAGCAGACAGACAGUCCACCAUGCCCCCUAGUGUCCCCAUACGGAAAGACAAGAAGGACGUUCCGAAGCCAAUCAGUAAUGGCCUUCCUCCUACACCUAAAGUCCAUAUGGGUGCGUGUUUCUCCAAGGUGUUCAACGGCUGUCCUCUGAAGAUCCACUGUGCCACCUCCUGGAUCAACCCCGACACCAGAGACCAGUAUUUGAUAUUCGGAGCUGAAGAGGGAAUCUACACAUUAAACCUUAACGAGCUGCAUGAGACCUCGAUGGAACAGCUCUUUCCUCGGCGGUGUACCUGGAUGUAUGUCAUGAACAGUUGUCUUCUUUCCAUAUCUGGAAAAGCCUCUCAGCUGUACUCCCACAGUCUGAGCGGUAUGUUUGAACAGGCCAGACAGUUAGGGAAGUUACCAGUAGCCAUUCCCACACACAAGCUGCCUGAUAAGAUGAUUCCCAGGAAGUUUGCGGUGUCCAAUAAAAUUCCAGACACUAAAGGGUGCCAAAAGUGCUGCGUAGUUCGUAACCCGUACACAGGCCACAAGUACCUGUGUGGAGCCUUUCAGUCCAGUGUCAUGCUGUUGGAGUGGGUGGAGUCCAUGCAGAAGUUUAUGCUCAUCAAGAACAUCGACUUCCCGUUGCCUUGUCCGUUGGAGGUCUUUGAGAUGUUGGUGGUCCCGGAGCAGACCUACCCUCUGAUCUGUGUGGCGGUCAGUAAAGGCACCGAACUCAACCAGGUGGUCCGGUUCGGCACCGUCAACCCCAACUCUACCUCCUCCUGGUUCACAGAAGCAGACACACCGCAGACGUGUGUGAUCCACGUCACUCAGCUAGAGAGAGACACUAUCCUCGUCUGCCUCGACAGGUGUAUAAAGAUCGUGAACCUCCAGGGCAGGUUGAAAUCCAGCAGGAAGUUGUCAGCUGAGCUCACCUUCAACUUCCAGAUCGAAUCCACAGUUUGUCUCCAAGACAGUGUACUGGCCUUCUGGAGACAUGGCAUGCAGGGACGCAGUUUCAAGACCAAUGAGAUCACCCAGGAGAUCUCUGACAGCACACGCAUCUUCAGACUACUGGGAUCGGACAGACGUGUCGACUGUAGAGAUCCAGAUGCUGAUGACAGAGGCCACACUCUGCCCAGGGUUGUGGUGCUGGAGAGCCGGCCUACAGACAACCCUACAGCCCACAGCAACCUCUACAUCCUGGCAGGCCAUGAAAACAGCUACUGAGACACACACACAAACACACACAUAUAUAAACACACUCUCUAAACAGCCACUAAUGCAAACAAGGGAGUGAGCAACCGGGAGACACACUCAGCCCAAUCUUACCGCUAAACCCACCCAACCUCCUGUGUGACUGGGAGAUGAGCCGUUCAUGGGUGCAGAUGUGGACUCCCAGUUGUUAAAAAUGCACCGCAGUGUUACAUGUGUAUUAGUUAAGCGUGUUGUAGUAGGGCAGCGGGUCGUGGAGACGUUUCUGGAGUUUAAAAGGUCGAGCUAGCCGGGGGGGGUGAAUCUGCACCUUAGUCGAGCGACUUCAACCCAGAAUCCUUCCUGACACCAUCCCACCUUUCCCUGCGUACCGCACACACCGCAUCCAGCACAGAAGUCUGACAUCAACACUACUUCUACUACUAGCUCUACACAUACAGUACUACUACUACUACUGCUACUUGCGCUAAAGCUUCACAGAAGAGCCAUCUUGCACAGAAAAAAACCUUUCAUCGUCUCCCUCUUCCUCUUUCCUUUCCUCCCUUAUUUUUUAAACUACACCUUUAUUUAUUGUGGCAUGAUGUAACUUUAACAACCAGGAUGGCUUUCCUGUUUUUAUUUGUUUUCGUUUCUUUUAAAAGGAUAAAAAAAAAGAGACUAAAAAGCUUCGCCACCUCCGCUAUAGCAUCGAACUCCGAUACCCGUCACCACACCACACAAGUGCUUAAUUGACCUCUAUUUAAUUGUUGUAAAUAUAAAUGUAGUAUUUUUUUGACAGAGACGAACACUAAAAAGACUGGUCGUGUAGAUAGGCGUGUGUAUAGUUGCUCUGUACAACUGUGGAGACGAACAGAGAGGCGUGGAGGAGUGACGGGGCGGUAAAUUCACUCCCUGGUUCCCUGAUCAUGUGAUCAGGAAGCAAAGAGCCCUGCAGUCUCCUCAGGUGGACAGCUUCAGCAAGCUGAUAUUACUCUAAUAACCCGGAGCUCGGGCUUGAACUGAGCAAUUACAGGAAGCAGCACCGAUUGGUUUCAUUUUGCAUGCGUCACCAUCAGAACUUCCUGCUCGUCGUUUGCACCAUAGCAACGGAGGGUUACAAAUUCUGUUCAUUUACGUUUGUUUUUUCUCCUGUUUUGACAUCCCUUUCUUUUUUUACGCUGUUUUAAUCAGAAAGCUUUUUUAAUUUUGCUAUUUUUAUUUUUUUUUUAUUUUUAUUGAACCACUGGUGUUAAAAUUUUGCACAGAGAAAAAGGUAUUUGAUAAACAAAUGUGAUGUCAUUAUAAUAUAUGACCUUGUGUGUAUGCACAGUGUGUGUGUGAGAGUGUGUAUGUAGGCUUAGGAUAUGCACAUACAAGUGCAUCAUGUACAGAUCUGGUCUUUAACAAGUGACAGCUGUGUUUCUGCUCGAGGACACUUCAAAAGAGUUUUAAUAAGAUAUUAAUAAACAAUAAUAAAAAGAUGGAUUUACACGGAAGGAAAAAAUAUUUAUAUUUAUUCAGUAGACCUGGUAUAUAUUUACGGAAGCCCUGAGAGGCAAGUGAGAAAAAAAUUAUCCAUUUUCCAAGUCUUGACUUAAGAACAGGUGAAAAAAAGGUGCCAGGUAAGAUCUCUUUUGGUGUGUUUGUUGAUGUAAUACCCAUUUCGGCCACAAGAGGCUGCACCAUUACCCCAUGUUCUAAGUACACGAUGAUGUACAGCGAGCCGGUCAUUGUUGUGAAAUAAACCCCGGCAAACCUCAGGUUUAUUUCACAACAAUGACCCGUUAGCUGUACAUUAUUACACUUAUUACACGGCUACUUACUUAAGAAAUUGACACAAAAACGUUCCACCAUCAGUCUGACAUCAGAACUGUGUCCUUAGCAACGGUCUGUUAUACAUAGCAACGGUCUGCUCUAAAGAAAUGACAGACCGCAGAACGCAGUGAUUGACCAAUCAGAAUCGAGUAUUCAACAAAGCUGUGUUCUAAAUAGGGCUAAAAACAUUCAUGGUGAGUUUUGAUUUCUCCAUGCACUCUAAACACACGGUGCAUAAAUAUUGUGUUCGCAAAUUAUGUAAAUUACAACUCACCUGGAAGAAAACAUGAAUGUUAUAAGUCCUAUUUAUUACACGGCUUUGUUGGAUACUCAAUUCUGAUUGGUCAAUCACAGCGUUCCACGGUCUGUUAUUUCUUUAUAACAGACUGUUGCUAUGUGUAACAGACCGUUGCUAUGGACACAGUUCUGAUGUUUGGCCUCUGGCGAACCAUUUUUGGCGGCACCGCAAUCCCCAUAAUAAAAACAAUGGCACAGCCAGCACAGAGCGAUCACGUGUGGGCGGCUUUAGAAAUAUUAUCCUGGUAAAAACCUUUUUUUUUUUCACCUGUUAGUAAGUCAUCAACACGGGAGAGAAAUUUAGAUCACUUAGUAAAUGGAUCACUUGAUUUUUUUGCCUCUCAGGGCUCUCGUAUAUAUAUAUUAGCUGUCAGCCAUCAUUUCUAACAUUAAAUUGAACUUCUGUGGUUUUCCACAGGGGUGGAGUUUGCACCAUAUACAAGUACAUCAGGCUGUUAAAACUGAUCUCACUAUGAAUAAUCUGAAACAAUUUGAAUAACCAGUAGCAGAAAACCCCCUAUAUGGUACUCCAAAGUAGCUAAAACAAACAAAUUGUUUUAAAUAUUGCCUCCAGGCCACGUUUACUGUACAGACUAAAUAAAGAGCUAAACUCCCAUUCUUAGCUUCUGUUCUACGAGCCUCCAAAACAAAAUGGAUUUUCUCAGAAGCUAAAACGAGAUGCUGGGUAAAUAGGUGUGUACUACUAUGCUAUAAUGAGGUGCUCAAGAUCUGUUAUCUAGUAUGAUACACCUCAGAUUAUUUAGAUUUAUUAUGUGUUAAAGCUUUUGAGCAAUGGAUGGUAGUAGAACAGAAGUGAGGCGGGAAAUUUAACUUCUGUGCAAGUCCAAACGUUUUAUUAAUUUUAGUCCUAUUUGGAGACGUUUUUAAAUUUUCAUCGCUGUGACUUUUUUUAAAGACCUACAUCUGUACAGGAGGUCACUACAUGCAUGUAGAUGUGCAUUGUGUAGGAGAGUCUACAUGUGGCAGUACACUACCAGUCUUUACAAGCUGUGACACUAGAGGUUGCUUCAGAGGACGUGGACACUAGUUUAGCUGAAUUUAACUGAGACACCAUCGCUAAAGCUGAAAUCUUAACAGAGCUGAGGGUUCAUUUGUCCGAGUGGAUCACUUCCCACAAGUCCGUUUUUUAUUCAUUUCAUCAUUUUCUCCAUAGAAACACAGGUAUAAGCUUAUAGGUGAACCAACCAGCUACGAGAUAUACAGUAUAUAUCCAAAAGAAACACAAGAGUAAAUACUUCAAAUACUACAAAGCUGGAAUCUAAUUGACACAACAGGAGAAUACAUUUCAGCGCCGUAUAGAUGUGUCACUAAAUGCUACUAAGGUGGUUUUUAAAGGGUCAUGUCGCACAUGUUGGGAGACAAUUUAAGAAAAGAAUGUAACAGCUUUGUAACUGCUCAGAAAGUGUCACAAUCUUUUUUGUCACCAACAUGCCAGCAUGUCGCUCCUUCAAACGUUCAGCGACAGGAACCGCACCAACGUCCCCAACGACACACUAUUUCACUACGUUUUCAUGGGUUUGAAACGGAUCAUCUCACUGGAUUCUAGCUCCUGAUGCUUUAUUGCACUGUUGUGGUGAAGUAGCUAAAAAUAAGCGUAGUCUAGUUACGUGUAGAGAGCUUGAAUCCACUUUUUUUAUCGCCUGUGCAACACUUUUAUUGUGUAAAAUACCCACAGAAGUGUUGCUUUGCACCUAGAAAACAAAUGUCAGAAAUAUGAAUCAUAUAAGACAUAAAGACACUUAAAUUGCCAUGUUA